This is a messenger RNA of Colletotrichum higginsianum IMI 349063, 741 nucleotides long. RefSeq names its product NLP2 protein. The transcript is spliced from 2 exons. Bases 1 to 741 code for a protein of 246 amino acids. The record is from RefSeq and is a predicted model, not a curated record. Lineage: Eukaryota; Fungi; Ascomycota; Sordariomycetes; Glomerellales; Glomerellaceae.
AUGCUCGCCGGCAUACUCCUACCUGUUCUGGGCCUGAUGGGCGGGGCCCUCGGUGCACCUGUUGAGCAUGUUGACAGCAUUCUCGUUCGCCGGGGAGAAGUCGGACACGACAAGCUGAGCCCCAGUCCGCAAAAGGUACAGGACAAUGCCGUGGGCGAAGCCAUUGCGAGGUUCAACCCACUUCUCCAUGUCGCCCACGGGUGCCAACCGUACACCGCGGUUGACGAUGCCGGCAACACAAGUGGCGGACUCAAACCCACCGGCAGCUCGAAUGGAGGCUGCAAAGACACGAGCAAAGGCCAGACCUACGCCAGAGGAGCAUGGCACAAUGGCAAAUACGCAAUCAUGUACGCGUGGUAUUUCCCCAAGGACAUGCCCAAUGAUGGCGUGCCCGUCGGCUCGCAUAGGCACGACUGGGAAAGCCUCGUCGUCUGGCUCAACAAUGCUUCGGUCGCGAACCCAGAGAUCCUCGGCGGAGCGGCCUCGGGGCACGGCGACUUCAAACCGACAACGAACCCGCAGCGGGAGGGCGACAGCUUGAAGAUCGAGUACUUCACGCAGGGAAUUCUCAAUCACGAAUUGCAGUUCACCGCCACGACCGGCCGGACGUACCCUGUCCUUGACUGGGAUGCCAUGAGCGCGACGAUGCAGAGUGCUCUAAACGACGCAGACUUUGGCGACGCCAAUGUGCCGUUCAAGGACGAAAACUUCGUCGAAAAUCUUGAGGAAGCCUUCGUCUAG